This is a messenger RNA of Drosophila rhopaloa, 2451 nucleotides long. RefSeq lists its product as uncharacterized. The transcript has 2 exons. The coding region runs from base 163 to 882 and encodes 239 amino acids. The record is from RefSeq and is a predicted model, not a curated record. Lineage: Eukaryota; Metazoa; Arthropoda; Insecta; Diptera; Drosophilidae.
AGUCGAUGUUUUAACAGCUGUUGCGUUAAAUAUAUAAAAAACCGAUUUCCAACACUAAUCGGAAAAGAUACAAAACGCAACCCUGAAAGCGUCAGUUGAAUUUAACGCUUUUGCUGUACUGUUGUAUAUUGAGUAUUACUGUUUAACUUUGCCAAAAAAAAAAUGGACGAAUCGCCGAACGAAGCCCAGACCCAGCACCCGCUUCACAUGGAGCUGAUCAACUACGCAGUAGAAUCAUGCAGAUUGUUUUAUAUACAACACGUUUCCGCCUGGCAGGAAUGGACGACGACAAACGAGUCCUUCCAAGAUCUCUCUGCCUACGAAGUGCGUCACAUGUUCCUCGCAGAUGUUCUACCCCAAUUGGACACUUAUGAACCGUCGGAGACCGUUAAGCGGCGUUUGAAACUAUUCGAUCUGCUCCCAUCAUUCCGACGCGUUGCUCAAGGCUAUCGGUACACUCCAGAUCCCAAAAUGGCCGCCCGAUUCGCUCUGCAACGAGGAGUGGAUUACAUCCUGACCAGCGAUAUUGAGAAAUGCAAGGACAACAAAAAAAUGUCCCACACCGUCCUUCUAGACGACGAAGGGGCGGAGCCCAAGACUUGUGUUGGAUACCAAAGCAAAUUAAGUGAAGAAGUGGCCGUUUUCUUGACGGUCAUGUUAUCUUCUGAUACGGAGCUUGUCAAUGAAGAAAUGUUAGAUGUGGCUGAGAUCCAUCGCCGUUUGCGAAUUGCCAAGCAGAACUUCGAGGACAAGGCCAUACUUACACCGUUUCGUCCAGAUGCUGAUGAACUAAUAAACAACGUAGGAGCCUUCAGAACGUACAAAAGUAAAUUAUGUCGUGUAAUAAGUAAUUGUAAGAACAUUGGGAAACAUAAGAAGUGAAGUAUAUUUUAGUUCGACAGUUUUAAAAAUCCCUUUGAUUACUUGCGGUUUUAUAUAUGAUUGAGUUUUCCCCGAAACUAUAAAGUAUUGAAAAAUAUUUAAAGGUUUAUAUUAAAUGAAAAACAAAUGUAACUUUCUUAUAAGGUUUUUAAGAAUAAUUUAAGUUAUGUUGAAAUCUCUUUUACUUUAUUUUUGUCACAUACAUUUCGUCAGUUAUGUAACAUUUGAAAAGAGUGGUUUUUCCAUUGAAUGUCCUUUUUCAUUAAUGUUUUAUUCACUUUAUUAAAUUUGCGUACUAAGUCAGAAGUAAGACUUAAUAAUAUGUUUAAGUUUACCUCUAAAAUGUGUUUAUAUUAUGUUAAGGUUUAAUACUUUCAAACUCAUUUUGUUACAUUAUUUACUGUAACGUACAUUUCGUUCAAUUACAAUUCAUUUUCGUCUUAUAUGAUAUGAUCGUCAUUUGAAAAAAGUAACUCAAUUGUGAAUAUUACCCAUUAUUUUUACAAUUAAAAUAUGUUAAGAAAACCUCUUUCAUUAAUAAUUUUUGAUUCACUUUAAGGCUGUUCAAAAAAAUUAAAUCUAUGCGAUUUUUAAUUCCUAAAAAGGAACACAAUUUUAGUUGUCGCUUGCUGAGGGUUUUAUAAUUUCAGUCAAAAAGUUUAAACGGAUGAUAAAUCCUAAAUUUUUAUACCCUUUUUAUUUAUGAAAACGAUUAUAUAUGGUAUGCGUAUAUGUUGAGGAGGUAUAAAGCUAUGAGGCCUGCAGUUCUAAUUGGUAAGGAAACUCCAUGUAUACUUUGGGCAAAUGACUGAGCAGGUUGUGCCAUUAAGAGUCGAGUUCAUUUUUAAUCUUCCAAAAAAAAAGUUAUAACGUAGUUAGUUGCAGCCUGACGUUCCUUUUCGGGAAUUUGUUUAAGGAAAUGACUGACAUUUAAAAUUUAUGUUUCGAUUUCGACUUGGUAAACGGUCGUUUUUAUGGUUAAAAAAAAAUAUCCAUUUUGUAUCGAAAAAAUCAAACGAUUAGAGAAUAAAUGUUUGUUUUAAAUAGGCCUGCCAAGCUUUAGAAAGAUAGGUUCAAUAGUUUUCAAGUUAUUUUGGUCAUCUAAUUCAAAAAUUAAAUUUUGAGAAAAACGCGUUUAAAGUUGUUCAGAUCGUCUUUCAAGGCUCAUAUAUGAAAAUUUAGAGACGUGUUGUUACGUAAUUCAAAAUAUGAAAAGACGUAACAUUUUAAGUUAAUUUCUUCAUUAGCUUGAUUGCAUAUCCGUAAAAGGACCUAAAUGAAACAGCUGGAAUUUUGUUGUGUUUUCAGGGGUUAGGGAUCGCCUCCCAGUACGUUGUUUAAGGUUAAGGUCAAUCGACACUUGCCUAACCCGGUCUUUUCGCCCCCAGGCGAAUGCCAGAUAGGAAGUCAACAGUGUACUCCAGGUCCAGGCCGCCGGGUGUUGUAUUUCAGCUGGUACACAAACAAAAAUGUAAGAUAACAUAUUUUGUGCAGGCCAUCACAAAAUCCAAUUCCAAUAGAUGAGCUCGGAAUUGAAGGGCAGGGUCGCCUUUAAGGUGAGCAAAAAAA